This is a messenger RNA of Calidris pugnax (ruff), 3844 nucleotides long. RefSeq names its product Fas (TNFRSF6) binding factor 1 (gene FBF1). Gene Ontology annotation, cellular component: ciliary transition fiber; centriole; ciliary basal body. Bases 241 to 3723 code for a protein of 1160 amino acids. Lineage: Eukaryota; Metazoa; Chordata; Aves; Charadriiformes; Scolopacidae. The transcript has 30 exons. Gene Ontology annotation, biological process: establishment of epithelial cell polarity; cilium assembly. The record is from RefSeq and is a predicted model, not a curated record.
AGAUGAGGUUUUCUUCCCUCCUUCUCUUCCCUCCCCAGCGCCAGCUCCCCUGGGUGUUUUCCAGGCUUUGGGCAGAGCAGGAGCCACCCCUUGGGCAAAAAGGGAAACCUUCCUCUCCCCCACAGGUAGGAGGUUGGUGUCGAUGUGACUAAUGGCGUUAGAUCCCCCGCAACACAGAGGUGGAGAUUCGAUGAACCUAUAAAUGGACUUGCUGGAGCAGAGGAAGGCUGGGAUCCUGUGAUGGCUACAAAACCCAAGAAAAGUUUAAGAGGCUCUAUUGAUGAUGUGCUUGGUGACCUCCUGGGAUAUGACGAUGAAACCCCUGUUAAAUCUGCUAGAGCUUCCCAGCCGGCCGGGAGCAGCGGUGGGAGAGCCCGGGGUGCCAGCUUGCAGGCCAGCAAGAAGUCCUUUCUAGAGGAUGAUUUCUUCAGCAAACUCCCUGCAGAGGACAUCAAAGCUACAGAGGAAUCCAGUGCCUCCGACUCAGACCCCCAAGCUCUGCUGCAGACCCUGAAGGACAUGGAUGAUAUGGAAGCUGAUCUCCUGGGAAUAUCAAAACCCAGUUCUGGGCCAGGGAAGACGACUGUGAAAGGUCCUGGAAAACGUGACUCCUCUGGAGGAGCAGUGAAAACUGCAGAGAAGCUGUUAGCUCCUGAGAAAGGAGAGUCUGCACCUCUGAUGGAGAAGAAGCCACUCACAUCCCCCCCUGCUGCCCGACAGUACAAGAAAUUCAACUUUGAAGAUUUAGAUGAUCCUUUGGCAGGGCUUUUAUCUGAUGAGGAGCAGGAUGCUCCCAAGAAGCCAGCUCUGACAGGUGCUAAAAGCAGCUCUGAGAACAAAACAGAACGGAGCAAAGAGAAAGAGCCACCCCCACCCCAGACGCCCCUGCACACUGCGGCCCCAGCCCGAAGGAGAGAGGAGCUCACGUUUGAAGAUGAUGGUGACGACCUGAUGGAUGCACUGGGAUUUGGAAACGGCCCAAAAGGAGAUGAGAAGCAGGGAAAGAAGGCAGAAGAAGAGGAGCUCCGGCCAGCCCGCUCCAAGCUGGAUGAGUUGCUGGGACGAGGCUCCGUGGCCAAAAUCCUGGAACAGCCAAGCAUGGGAGAGCACAGGGAGUUCCAGCUGGAUAAGAAGUACCAAAAGCAGCCAGAGAAGGAAGAGGGUUGGGAUGAGGAGGAUUUUGUCUUUGGAGCAUACAAGCCCACAGUGGCCUCCACACCUGAGGGCCGGCCGGCGAGGAGGCAGUCUGUGAGCAGGUUUUCAGCCGAGAACAUCAGUGAACCGACACCAGAACCGUGUUCCAAACCUCCUCCUGAAGCAAACAGGAGCCCCGCGCGGGGCAGCAGGGCUGGAGGCGACUGGCUGGGUUUGAAGGAUGAGGAUUUUAUGGAUUCAGAACCACCAUCUCCAGCAAAGGCCAGCCUGGCCGUGAGCUACCCCAGCCCUGCCGCAGCUGGGGAGCCCAGCCCCACCAGCCAGGGCCCAGAUGUAGAGAAGGCAGCAACUAAACCUGGCCCAGUGGAGGAGGAAAACUGGCUGAGCGCCGCCCUGUCUCGCAAGAAAGCCCAGGCAAAGGCCCGGGAGGGAAGUGCUGAGCCCUCGGAGGUCCCAGGCAAAGGGCUGGAUCCCUCCCGCUCUCCUGCCAGCCAGGCAGCCACCUCCACAGGAGCACCACAGCAGGCAGCUGCCCUGCAGGACAAGGCAGUGAGCACGGAUGGCUCGGGGCAGCCAGUCCCCUGGCUCAGCACCGCCAAACGAGCCUCAGCUCACCCGUCAGAGGCUGCGAAGGGAGAUCCCUCCAGAGACACCAGCGCCCUGGUGCCCACGGCCUUGAUCCCAGGAGAGCAGGAGACACAGGGCCCUGCCCUGCUCGCUCAGGUUACCUCACCCAGGACACAUCUCCAGGCUGCCCCACUGCUGCAGGCAGAGUCCCCAGCUCUGGGCUUGCUGCACGAGAGGAGUCUGGGGACUCCUGCAGCCCAGCUCCAUGAGGAUGCGACGGGCUGUCGGGCAGCCCUGCUCAGUGCCCAGGCCCGUGUGGCAGAGCUGGAGAGCCAGGUCCGGAUGCUGGAGCUGGAGCGGACGCAGCACAAACUGUUGCUGGAGAGUCUCCAGCAGCGGCACCGGGAGGACCUGGAUCUCCUCGAGAAUGCCCACAGGAGCCGGGUGAAGGUGGUGGAGGAGGCCUACGGGCAGCGGGAGGAGCGGCUGCGGCAGGAGAAGGAGCAGCUGGCAGCUCAGCUGCUGUCACAGAGCCAGGACGCGGAGCAGGCACGGGCAGAGCUGGUGGCACAGCACCAGCAGCGCCUGGCAGCGCUGGAGCAGCAGAGCACCCUGGAGCUGGAGCGGCUGCGAGAGCUGCAGAGGGUGUCUGUCCAGGAGAUGCGCAAAGACCACGAAGAGCAGCUCCAGAGGCUGAAACGGCUGAAAGACCAGGAGAUUGAUGCAGUGACCAGUGCCACUUCGCACACCAGGUCUCUGAAUGGUGUCAUUGAGCAGAUGGAGAAGUUCUCCAGCGACCUGCAUGACCUCUCGCACAAGGUGGAGGCCACGCACCACAGCACCUCCCAUGAGCGGGACCAGCAGCUCAGGGUGCUCCAGGACAGGCUAUCUCAGCAGCAGAGGGACAUGGAGGAGGAGCGGAGCCGUCUCCAGGAGGUGAUUGCCAAAAUGGAGGCGAGGCUGGGCGAGCAGACUCGGCUGCUGGAGCAGGAGCGAUGGAGGGCGACAGCAGAGCAAUCCAAAGUGGAAUCACUGCAGCACUCGCUGGAGGAGCAGCGGCGAAUCAUGACCCAGCAGCUCUCCAUGGAGCGAGCGGAGCUGGAGAGGGCGAAGAGCGCUUUGCUGGAGGAACAGAAGUCGGUGAUGCAGAAGUGCUCGGAGGAGCGGCGGAAGCUGGCGGCCGAGUGGGCUGAAUUUCACACCCGGCAGCAGCUGAGCAAGGAGCGGAUGGAGCGUGACAUGUACCGAGCCCUGCAGAUGGACUCCCAGAGAGAGGGCACCAUCAUGAGCCUGGCCAAGGAGCAGGCAGAGCUGAAGAUUCGGGGCCAUGAGCUGAAAGCCAAGGAGGAGCAGCUGGUGAGGGACAGGGAGCUGCUGGAGGAGGCCUGGCAGGAGCUGAGGCUGGAGAAGGAGAAGGUGAACGGAGCUGCGUUGCGCAUCCGGCAGCGGGAGAAGGAGGUUAAAAACAUGACCAAGCUUUCAUCCCAAAAGUAUGAGGAAGGGGAGCGAGCCCUGCGGGAGGCGUGCAGGAUAGAGUCCGAGCACCAGAGCAGGCUGCAGGUCAUGCAGCAGCAACUGGAGCAGCUGAAGCAGCAGGAGCAGCGUCUGCAGCAGGAGCGGCUGAGCAUGGCUCACCAGAGGAGACAGCUCGAACAGCUUCGCGAGGAGCUGCCCAGCAACCCCAUGAUGCUGCCGACUGCAGAGCAGGACCUCAGUACUCCUUCAAAAGGCCUCUCCAGCACGUUGUUUUCUCUAACAGCAGCAGCACCACGAAGUUGGGCUCUCCUUCCAGGCUUUUCACCUCCUGUCAGGGAGCUCCCUCAGCACAACCUGGGGGAUAGCAGGGAAACCCUGGCCAUGGCCGGCCCCACCGAACUCUAUGCCAAACUCCUGCUGCUGAAGCACAGGGCCCAGCAGGACCACGAUUUCCUAGAGAAUGAGCAGUUCUUCCUGGAGACCCUGAAAAAAGCGUCCUACAACACUUCAUCUCUGUCAGACUGAGGAGGUGGCGUCCCCACAUGCAACCCCAAGGGAGGGCUGUGUCCGUCCUCACAGGAUGCUGCUGUGCCCUUCACAUGGGGGAGGAAAACAAUAAAGGAACUGUUCUUUUUAAAAAAAAAAA